AUGUCCAUGUUCCGAGCAAAGAAGCUCGAUCUGGGCUGCUUCGUAAAAGCCCGGACGAUUCGAGACCACACGAAGCGCAAGGUCUUUGAGCAGUUUGAGACGGAGAGGCAAGCUCUUCGAUACAUUAUCCGCAAUACGACCCUCGCUCCUCGCGUUCGUGCUGAAGCCCAGCUCCAGCUCACUCAGAUGCAUGCCUAUACCCGUCCUACGCAAAUCCGCAAUAGAUGUAUUAUGGGAGGCAAAGCACGUGGAGUGCUAAGCGAUUUCAAAUUGACUAGAUUCAACUUUAGGCUGGAGGCAAUGGCUGGAAACUUGCCGGGCGUUAAGCGAGCAAGUUGGUAG
Molecule: messenger RNA, 342 nt
Organism: Pochonia chlamydosporia 170
Lineage: Eukaryota; Fungi; Ascomycota; Sordariomycetes; Hypocreales; Clavicipitaceae
Product: mitochondrial 40S ribosomal protein MRP2
Exons: 3
Coding region: 1-342 (113 amino acids)
Biological process (GO): translation
Cellular component (GO): ribosome; mitochondrial small ribosomal subunit
Molecular function (GO): structural constituent of ribosome
Source: RefSeq, a predicted model, not a curated record